This is a messenger RNA of Octopus bimaculoides (California two-spot octopus), 854 nucleotides long. Its product is annotated as tRNA (guanine(6)-N(2))-methyltransferase THUMP3-like. The record is from RefSeq and is a predicted model, not a curated record. Lineage: Eukaryota; Metazoa; Mollusca; Cephalopoda; Octopoda; Octopodidae. Gene Ontology annotation, biological process: tRNA methylation. Gene Ontology annotation, molecular function: tRNA (guanine) methyltransferase activity; RNA binding.
AUUGCAGCAGCGAAUUUUGGUGGUGCAAUACAAACUUAUUUUGAAUGGAAUGUUGAUAUGAAAAAUUUCAAUAUUGAAGUUAUUCUGAGAAUUGUUGAUGACAGUGUUUCUGUUAGCAUUGCUCUUACCAAAGAGAGCUUACACCGGCGCUUAAUUACAAAUUUCGGACCGACAACUCUUCGUGCAACCACUGCCUAUAACAUGCUCAGACUUUGCAAAAUUCAGGAUGGAGAUGUUGUUUGUGACCCUAUGUGUGGAAGUGGAGCAAUUCCAAUCCAGGCCUCAGUUUGUUGGCCCCAAACCUGGAACAUAUGUGGGGAGAUUCAUCAUAGAGCGAUGGAAAAAAUUGAAGGUAACAUUAAUGCUGUGAAUGAGCAACGGAAAGAGAAGAUGCUGCCUCAGCUUGGUAUCGAUGUUUUCAAAUGGGAUGCUUGUCAUUUGCCACUUGCCAGCCACAGUGUAGAUGUUUUCAUCACUGACUUGCCAUUCGGGAAAAGAAGUGGCUCAAAGAAAAACAACUGGAAAUUAUAUCCUGCAGUAAUGUAUGAAAUGGCACGGGUUGCCAAGCUGAACACUGGUCGGGCCUGUCUUCUUACCCAGGACAAAAAGUGCAUGUUUAAGUGUAUGCAGCAUUUUGCCAAAUACUGGAAGAAACAGUCUUACCUUUGGGUGAACAUUGGCGGGCUGGCUGCUGGUGUGUGGUUAUUCCGAAGAACAUCUGCUAAGCUUUCUGGAGCUCCAGUUUCAACUCUGUGGCAUUCUCCACUACCAGAAAACUGUCCUCAAGAAAUGCCAGUUCCAGACAAUCAAAUUCCAGAUCUGUAAAAUGGGAUCUAAUGAAUCCACAUAUUUUU